Molecule: messenger RNA, 732 nt
Organism: Odocoileus virginianus texanus
Lineage: Eukaryota; Metazoa; Chordata; Mammalia; Artiodactyla; Cervidae
Gene: FABP12
Product: fatty acid binding protein 12
Biological process (GO): fatty acid transport
Cellular component (GO): nucleus; cytosol
Molecular function (GO): fatty acid binding
Source: RefSeq, a predicted model, not a curated record
UCAUAAACUCAGGCAGGCCCAGCAGCAGUCCCAAGUAAAAUCAAAGUUGUGCAUCUGGGAUCAAGGCUGGGUAAGACCAGGAGACGUGAGGUAGCUGUGAGCAGGUAGCCCAGACCAUGUCCCCUCUGCUUGAAUAUCAGCAUGCACCCCCUCAGAUCAUUCCUAGGACUGUGGGUGGGUCUCCUGUGAUCAACUGAAGGAGUAGAAGAAGUCUGGACAUAAGUUACGAAGAGUCAACUUAGGCAGAAUGGUUGAACUGUUCCAGGGAACAUGGAAAUCCAUUUCUUGUGAAAAUUUUGAAGAAUAUAUGAAAGAACUGGGAAUAGGAAGAGCCAGCAGGAAACUUGGCUGUCUGGCAAAGCCCACUGUGACCAUCAUGACACAGGAAGAUCUGAUCACUAUAAAAACCAAAAGCAUCUUUAAAAAUAAUGAAAUCUCCUUCAAACUGGGAGAAGAAUUUGAGGAAACCACACCAGGUGGCCAUAAAACCAAGAGUACGGUAAUCUUAGAUGAUGACUCCUUGAUUCAGGUUCAGGACUGGGAUGGCAAAGAGAUCACCAUAAGGAGGAAGUUGGUGGAUGAGAAAAUGGUGGUGGAAAAUGUGGUGAACAAUGUUACCAGCACACGAAUAUAUGAGCGAGUACAAACAAGCCCAGUCUCAAACUUUUAGGCACUCUCAAACUGUGACCCAAACUACCAAGGCUGUUUAAAUAAAUAUAUUAUGACAGCUAA